Suncus etruscus (white-toothed pygmy shrew) is the source of this 2025-nucleotide messenger RNA. RefSeq names its product arachidonate 5-lipoxygenase (gene ALOX5). The record is from RefSeq and is a predicted model, not a curated record. Gene Ontology annotation, cellular component: nuclear envelope. Bases 1 to 2025 code for a protein of 674 amino acids. The transcript has 14 exons. Gene Ontology annotation, biological process: linoleic acid metabolic process; lipid oxidation. Lineage: Eukaryota; Metazoa; Chordata; Mammalia; Eulipotyphla; Soricidae. Gene Ontology annotation, molecular function: protein binding; iron ion binding; arachidonate 5-lipoxygenase activity.
AUGCCCUCCUACACUGUCACCGUGGCCACUGGCAGCCAGUGGUUCGCAGGAACCGACGACUACAUCUACCUUAGCCUCGUGGGCUCCUUAGGCUGCAGCGAGAAGCACCUGCUGGACAAGCCCUUCUACAAUGAUUUCGAGCGUGGAGCGGUUGAUUCUUAUGAUGUGACAGUAGAUGAAGAGCUGGGUACCAUACAGCUGAUCAAGAUCGAAAAGCGCAGGUACUGGCUUCAUGAUGACUGGUACCUUAAGUACAUUACACUGAAGACGCCUUAUGGGGAUUACAUUGAGUUUCCUUGCUAUCGAUGGAUCACAGGUCAGGGUGAGAUCAUCCUAAGAGAUGGGCAAGCAAAGUUGGCCCAUGAUGACCAAAUUCAUAUUCUAAAACAGCACAGACGUAAAGAAUUGGAAACAAGGCAAAAACAAUAUAGAUGGAUGGAGUGGAAUCCAGGCUUCCCAUUGAGUAUUGAUGCCAAAUGCCACAAAGAUUUGCCCCGUGAUAUCCAGUUUGAUAGUGAAAAGGGAGUGGACUUUGUUCUAAACUACUCCAAAGCGAUGGAGAACCUGUUCAUCAACCGCUUUAUGCAUAUGUUCCAGUCUUCCUGGCAUGACUUCGCUGACUUUGAGAAGAUUUUUGUUAAGAUCAGCAAUACUAUUUCUGAACGGGUCAUGAAGCACUGGCAAGAAGAUCUCAUGUUUGGCUACCAGUUUCUGAAUGGCUGCAACCCGGUGUUGAUCCAGCGCUGCAAAGAGCUGCCCAAGAACCUUCCUGUGACCACAGAAAUGGUGGAGUGCAGCCUAGAAAGGCAGCUCACCUUAGAAGAGGAGGUUGAGCAAGGGAACAUUUUCAUUGUGGACUUCCAGCUACUGGAUGGUAUUGAUGCCAACAAAACAGACCCAUGCACAAUGCAAUUUCUGGCGGCACCCAUCUGCCUGUUAUACAAGAAUCUGGCCAACAAGAUUGUCCCCAUUGCUAUCCAGCUCAACCAAGUCCCAGGAGAUGAGAACCCUAUCUUUCUUCCAUCGGAUGCAAAGUAUGACUGGCUUCUGGCCAAAAUCUGGGUACGUUCUAGUGACUUCCACGUUCAUCAGACCAUCACUCACCUCCUGCGCACACAUCUGAUGUCUGAAGUUUUCGGCAUUGCAAUGUAUCGCCAGCUGCCUGCUGUGCACCCCAUUUUUAAGCUCCUGGUGGCACAUGUGCGCUUCACCAUCGCCAUCAACACCAAGGCUCGUGAGCAGCUCAUCUGUGAGUAUGGACUCUUUGACAAGGCCAAUGCCACAGGGGGUGGAGGGCACGUGCAGAUGGUGCAGAGAGCCAUGCAGGACCUGACCUAUAGCUCACUGUGCCUCCCUGAGGCCAUCAAAGCCCGGGGCAUGGACAGCACAGAGGACAUUCCCUACUACUUCUACCGGGAUGAUGGGCUCCUGGUAUGGGAAGCCAUCAGGACGUUCACGGCUGAGGUCAUAAACAUUUACUACGAGAGUGACCAGGUGGUGGUGGAAGACCAGGAGCUGCAGGAUUUCCUGAAGGAUGUUUAUGUGUACGGCAUGCGGGGCAAGAAGGCCUCAGGCUUCCCCAAGUCCAUCAAGACCAAAGAAAAGCUGUCUGAGUACCUGACUAUGAUCAUCUUUACUGCCUCAGCCCAGCAUGCAGCAGUGAACUUUGGCCAGUAUGACUGGUGCUCCUGGAUCCCCAAUGCCCCGCCAACCAUGAGAGCUCCGCCACCAACAGCCAAGGGUGUGGUGACCAUCGAACAGAUCGUAGACACUCUGCCAGACCGUGGCCGGUCCUGCUGGCACUUGGGUGCAGUGUGGGCCCUGAGCCAGUUCCAGGAAAAUGAGCUGUUCCUGGGCAUGUACCCAGAGGAACAUUUCAUCGAGAAGCCUGUGAAGGAGGCCAUGGCCCGAUUCCGCAAGAAUCUUGACACCAUAGUCAGCAAGAUUGCCGAACGCAACAAGAACAAGAAGCUGCCCUAUUAUUACUUAUCUCCAGACCGGAUUCCCAAUAGUGUGGCUAUCUAA